AUGGAUGAUGAGUACAACGAUACAGAUCUCUUGCUCAUCAACAAUUCUAGUGAUAACAGCUGGGACCACAAACGCUUCCUAAAGUUCAAGGAGGUCUUUUUGCCCUGCAUGUACCUGGUGGUGUUUGUCUUUGGACUGCUAGGGAACUCCCUUGUUCUGAUUAUAUACAUUUUCUACCAGAAGCUGAGGAGUCUGACAGAUGUGUUCCUGGUGAACUUGCCCUUGGCUGACCUGGUGUUUGUCUGUACUCUACCCUUCUGGGCCUAUGCAGGUACCUAUGAGUGGGUCUUCGGCACGGUCAUGUGCAAAACUCUUCUAGGCAUGUAUACAGUGAACUUCUAUGUGUCCAUGCUCACUCUCACCUGCAUCACGGUGGAUCGUUUCAUUGUAGUGGUCCAGGCUACCAAGGUCUUCAACCAGCAGACUAAAUUGAAGAUCUGGGGCCAGGUCACUUGCUUACUCAUUUGGGUGAGCUCCCUUUUGGUUUCUUUGCCACAUAUCAUCUAUGGCAAUGUUGAAAGUUUUGACAAGCUUAUCUGUCAGUACCACAAUGAGGCAAUAUCCACUGUGGUUCUUGCCACGCAGAUGGCUCUAGGGUUCUUCCUGCCAUUGCUCACUAUGAUUGUGUGCUACUCAGGCAUUAUCAAGACCUUGCUUCAUGCUCGAAGCUUCCAGAAGCACAAAUCUCUAAAGAUCAUCUUCCUUGUCGUGGCCGUUUUUCUGCUGACUCAAACACCCUUCAACCUCGCCAUAUUAAUCCAAAGCACAAGUUGGGAGUACUAUACCAUGACCAGCUUUCAGUAUGCUAUCCUAGUGACAGAGGGCAUAGCAUACCUUCGGGCUUGCCUUAACCCUGUACUUUAUGCCUUUGUUGGCUUAAAGUUUCGGAAGAACUUCUGGAAACUUGUGAAAGAUGUUGGCUGUCUCCCUUACCUGGGAGUCUCAAGUCAGGGGAAGUCUUCUGAGGAUAGUUCCAAGACUUGUUCUGCCUCCCACAAUGUAGAGACCACCAGCAUGUUCCAAUUGUAG
Messenger RNA from Psammomys obesus (fat sand rat), 1029 nucleotides. RefSeq names its product C-X-C motif chemokine receptor 6 (gene Cxcr6). The transcript has a single exon. The record is from RefSeq and is a predicted model, not a curated record. Bases 1 to 1029 code for a protein of 342 amino acids. Gene Ontology annotation, cellular component: membrane. Gene Ontology annotation, biological process: chemotaxis; inflammatory response; immune response. Gene Ontology annotation, molecular function: C-X-C chemokine receptor activity; coreceptor activity. NCBI's taxonomy places the organism in Eukaryota, Metazoa, Chordata, Mammalia, Rodentia, Muridae.